GACCCCCAGGCCAGCAGGCGCAGCUGGAGUGGGUAUACAAGGUGAGAAGGGCCAGGCAGGAGACAGAGGGCUACCAGGGAUGGGUGGGCCAGCCGGACCCCCUGGCCAUCCUGGAAUGCAGGGAGAACCAGGCAGUGAUGGAGCAGCGGGUAAAGACGGAGCAUCUGGUCUGCCUGGAGACAAUGGACAAUGUGGUACAAAGGGUGAGCCAGGUGCCCCAGGUCAGAGGGGUACGCCAGGGGAACGAGGUCGCCCCGGACCKCCUGGUGGAGGGGGGUACUCCUCCAAAGCUGAUACCCCAGUGAUGGGCCCAGUGGGACCCAGGGGAGAGAGGGGCACCCCGGGCUCACCAGGCCCUUCAGGGUCCACUGGACCUCCAGGAAUACCAGGCAACGAGCCUGUGGUCAACUAUGACAACAUCAAGGACUUCAUUCGCCAGCAGGUCAUCAAGAUAUUUGAUGAGAGGAUGGCCUACUUCAUGUCUCGCAUGCAGCAGCCACAAGAGGUAUCGUCCCCCGGUCGUCCUGGCCCCCCAGGGAAGGAAGGUAACCCAGGUAGAAAUGGGACUCCAGGGGCCCCGGGUCAGCCAGGACAGAUAGGCAGAGAGGGUCGCCAAGGAGUCCUGGGACCACAGGGUCCAAGAGGUCUGAAGGGAGAGAAAGGUGACAAGGGUGUAGGGGAGAUGGGUGACAGUGGACCCCCAGGAGCACCAGGUGUCCCGGGCCCCCCAGGCUAUGGCAAGAUGGGCCCCAGCGGCCCCGUGGGUCAGCAGGGGAUCCCUGGAGUCUCAGGAACCCCUGGACAGCCYGGCCAGAAGGGCAGGGAGGGCCGGUGUAACCCCUCUGACUGUAUGAGCCAACCAAUAGAGUGGAACCCUAAGGGCCCUCCCGUCAAGGGCCCCUACUAGAGAGAGAGAGAUUAUUGAAGAGGAGAGGAGGCGAGGAGACACAGAGAAGAUGGAGAGAUAGAAGAAACCAACCCAAAGACCAGAAGGCACUAGAGACAGAAGUGGAGGGGUGAAGAGAGAGAGAKGAGAGAACAAAAGACCAGUCAAUCAACAGAACUCAUCCUACGAAAACAAGUGAAUACUGAGGCACCCAUAGUUGAUGUGGUCCUCUUCAUCCAUCCCUAAUUCAUCAAAGUGUUUGCCAGUUAGCUGUCCACCUCACCGCCUGUGUAGAAAAUAUAUACAGAUGUAGGAUCUUAAUUUGAGCCAGUUUGCUAAAGCAGGAWAACAAUCCUGCAGCAACAGGAAAUGUUAAUUAUUAUGUAGAUUAUAAUUAAUGGACGUUUUUGUCGUGGUUGAUACAUGUUCCUAAUAGAAAAUCAAGUAUUACAUUUCUAAGUGGAAAUUACAAACGUUAGAAGCCUUUUUAAACAUCAAAUACACUACACAUUUUAAAUGUCCUGCAUUGUAGGAAAGUUCAUCCUGCAACAGCGUGAUCAAAUUAAGAUUUUACAUCUGUAUGUGUAGGACCUUCUUCUAACUGAAGACUUAGUKCUGGCUGAAGGGGCUUUGAUAAAGGAGAUAAUGUGGACACCACUAUCCUGCCUCUCUACUCUCUGUCUUAUCCGUUCUGUUCAUUCCUUCAAAAUUUCCCAACUUUAGCUGUAAGUUCAUUCUAUAAGAUAUACAUGCUUAGUUUGAUAAUACCAGCAAGAGCAAAUCCACCCUUCAAAAAACUACCUGCAAACUCUUCCUCAUCAUCACUAUCACCCUCGUCUUCAUUCUGAUUAUAAAACGUGCCCGUUGGGAGUAUUAGACAGCUGCUUUGUGCUGUUCUGCUUUGAUCUUGCUUCUCUCUAGCAAUAGAAACAGAAUGAAUAGAACWGACAUGGCACUCCCAUUCCAAAUGUUCUUUAUUCUUUAUGCAUGCUAUGUUGUUUAUGUUAUUUCUAUGCUUGAAUAUACACCAUCACUUGAAUGAUGUCUGAUGCUUUAACAGAUCUGUACGCUAUAUAAUGGCCUUCUCACCUUCUCUUCCCUGUUUGUGUGAGAAGAACAUAAUGUCCACCUUCCCAGAGUGCCUGUUUUGUAAAUAUUUAUAUUUAUAUAAUGGCUUUUUAUACCUUUUGUAUUUUGGAGUUGGCGUCAGCAUGGCUUACCGUGUGUUUGUUAUGGUCAACUGUCAUGUAUCCACUACCAGUGGGUUUUUGUCAUGUAUCCACUACCAGAUUUUAUAGGGAGUAAUUUGUUCUGUAAAACAAAUUAUUUAUGAGGGAAUUGUGCCUUUUGUAUAAAAGCAGAUUGGAUUUA
Salvelinus sp. IW2-2015 is the source of this 2257-nucleotide messenger RNA. Its product is annotated as collagen alpha-1(XVI) chain-like. NCBI's taxonomy places the organism in Eukaryota, Metazoa, Chordata, Actinopteri, Salmoniformes, Salmonidae. Gene Ontology annotation, biological process: extracellular matrix organization. The record is from RefSeq and is a predicted model, not a curated record. Gene Ontology annotation, molecular function: extracellular matrix structural constituent conferring tensile strength.